Apis cerana (Asiatic honeybee) is the source of this 5379-nucleotide messenger RNA. It is a transcript of the gene Gli, whose product is annotated as carboxyl ester lipase-like protein Gli. NCBI's taxonomy places the organism in Eukaryota, Metazoa, Arthropoda, Insecta, Hymenoptera, Apidae. The record is from RefSeq and is a predicted model, not a curated record.
AGAUACGAUAAGACUGAAAAGAAAAGUAGCGAAACACUCGACAGCCACUGCUCUCCAAAGUUCUAAGCUGCGAGCUUCUAUAGACAUAGGCGCUUUCUUCUCCAAGAGUUCUGUAUUAUUUUCCUUCAACGAAGAGAUCCUCAAGUCAACCCCGUCGUGUCAAGCGUGACGAUUGCAAGAAGAUAGCUGAGAACGGAUAAAAGUGAUUAAGCCAGUCCAGUUUUUUACUGGGACUGUACAAGCGUGUGAGUAAAGUUGACUGGGGAAUGGAUAAUAAAUCCAGCAAUUGCUGUAAAUUGGAGAAUUCGCUUGAAGGGGAAGCAUAGAAAGCAACAGAAAAGACUUUUAUUUUGUUAUAACUUUGAUGGUAGAAAAAACUUCGAAUAACAUAUACUUUUAAAUGCAAAAUCUUCAUAUUAUCAUCGGUCGGUUUUUUGAAAGAAAAUAAAAUAAAAUGAUAUAAAAUUAUCAUAAUGGAAAGAUUUUUUAUUGAUAAAAACAACAGUGAUUAUCGCAUUAUUCAUGCUUUAUGAUGUAUCAUCAAUUUCAAUGGUACAAUAAUAAUCCGAUUUUUUAUUUUUAAAAAUUAUUAAAAUUUACAAAAAAAUAAAAUAUUUGAUUUAAAUAUUAAAAGAAAUUUUUUGAUAAAUUCAUCGAACGAUUUGUAUUUGUUGAAAGUAUUGUUCAUAAUGAGUAUCACUGAUGUAAUCUAUUUCAGAUAAAAUCGCUAGAUAAGAGUCUCUGUGAACAGAUCAUAUAUAAAAGUUUAAAUCAUCCGUUCACGCGAUGGCAUACUUAGGUGAUUAUAGAAAUUUGUGGAUCACUACUCUGGCUGUAUGACUUUAGUAUAUGACGAGUAUUUAUUAGUGCAUGGAUGGUCUUCGCAGCGUGUAUUUGCACGCAAGAGUAAUAUUACCAUUCAGUACGCUUUGAAUGUUAGUCCCAGUAAUUUCAGUAUCUAUCGUAAAUAAUUUUCAAAACUUCGUGUUUGUUAUGAUGUAAUUGUGAAUCAGUUUUAUAAGUGAAUUUAAUUUUAAAUAAUUUGACUGUUUCAUAACUUUUUAUUCAUAACAAUAUCAAAUAGUUAUCAUUCGAUGAUAUAUAAUAUUCAAAACAAAAAUAUUUAUAAUGUAAUAUAAAUUUAUAAAAAAUAAUAUUUUAAAUGUGAAUUAUAACGCAUUAUAGCAUAUAAAUAUAAAUUAAAUUUAAAUGCUUGCUAAUUUUAAUUAAAAAAUAAUAGUUUUAAAACGUGACAGUUACAGGGUGUUGGCCUACGCGUGUGUCAACCCAUUGAUUUCGUAAGCGCACGUGUACAAAAAUUGAACGUUUAACCUUUUCUUUUUUUAAAAAGAAAAGAAAUGUGUUUUAGUUAUUUUUAUAAUGACUUCUUUUUUCCAUAUAUAUUUUUAAUAAGAAUAUAACUACUAGUAAGAUUUUACUUUCAUAAUAGCUUUCGCUUUUUCUUACUUCAUUGAGAGUUUCUUGGAAGACCGAGUUUCUCGUUUUACUAUUUGUCUAAAGAAGUAUUAUGCAUGUAUACACAUCGUAUACAUAUAUUUGUUUGUUUGUGUGAAAAAUCAACUCGCACGCGGGCAAGAUGGCUGCAGGUACUCCAUACUCGUCGAUUGGACGCAUCUGUUUUUGUCUUUGUCUCUUCGCAAUUACAGUAAUCUGUCACGAACAAAUAUCCCCGGGUAGUCGGUAUUACAGUCGUGAUGGAGUAUAUGUGCCUCUAAAUGGACCGGAUCAUCGAACCGAGACUUAUGUUUACAAAGACAGAAGGUAUGGAUAUCGUCCUAGUUAUUUGGACGUUGUUUACAAAGAACAUGCCAAAGCACCGGAGAAUCGAUAUCUUUAUGAGGACACAACUUCAAGAUUUCCUUUACCUGGAGUGUUAAGUGGUUGGCGAGAAGAUCUUCAAGGAAGAGAGAGACCUGACUCUAAAAAUCUACAUAGAGAUGUAACUGUGAGCACAAAUUAUGGACAAGUGCAAGGGUUUAAAGUUUAUUUAUAUGAUAGUCCUCAAGCAAGACAUAGACCUUGGAAUUUACCAGUUGAAAGAGUUACAAAGCAUGUUAAUGUAUUCCUUGGUAUUCCUUAUGCUAUGCCACCUACAAAGGAAGGACGUUUUAAACCACCUAGACCUCAUAAAGGUUGGCAACUAUUACAAGCUGUGGAUUGGGGACCAGCUUGUCCUCAGCCUAGUGCAUAUACUGGUGCUACUAAAGGAAUCCGAGAUGUAGAUGAAGAUUGUUUAUAUUUGAAUAUUUUUACUCCAUCAAUUGAUUCUGGUUUAGCUCAACCAUACGCAGUUAUGUUCUAUAUUCAUGGUGGAGAAUUUUCUCAUGGAGCUAGCAAUUUAUUUCCAGCUCAUAUAUUAGCUGCAUUUUAUAAUGUAGUAGUUGUUUCUAUUAACUAUCGAUUGGGAGUUUUAGGAUUUUUAAGUACAGGAGAUGAAAAUAGUCCUGGAAAUUAUGGAAUUUUGGAUCAAGCUAUGGCAUUAAGAUGGGUAUAUGAUAAUAUCAAAGCUUUUAAUGGUAACCCUGAUGCAAUAACUCUUUUUGGACCUGGUGCUGGAGCUGUAAGUGCAGGCUUAUUAAUGGUUGCACCCAAAACUAGAGAAAUGGUAUCAAAAGUAAUAGCUCAAUCAGGUUCUGCAUUAGCAGACUGGGGAGUUAUAAUAGAUAAAUAUAGGGCACAAAAUACAUCCAGAGUAUAUGCAGAAAUGUUAGGCUGCAGCAUAGAAAGCAGUUGGAAAUUGGUGCAAUGCUUGAAAAAUGGUAGAUCCUUUUUUGAAUUGGGUAAUUCUGAAUUGAAGCCACAUAUUGGAAUGUUUCCAUGGGCACCAGUAUUGGAUACUAAUUUUACAAUACCUGAUAAUUGGUAUGAAGAUUGGAGAGCAUCAGAUUGGCGUUUUUUUAUGGAAACACCUGAAGAAAGUAUAAAGAAUCAUAGGUUUAGAAAUAAUUUAGCAUAUAUGGCUGGUGUAACUACUCAGGAAGCAGCAUAUCUUAUAUAUAACAAUGUCACAUUGGCCAGAAAUCAAUAUAUUAUAGAUAUAGAAUUAUUCGAACAAAAAAUCUGGGAACUUGUUCUACAAUAUAAUUAUACUCUAAAUUCUCAAGGAGUUUAUGAAGCUAUAAAAUAUAUGUAUACAUAUUGGCCAGAUCCAAAAAAUAUUACACAUAUUCGUGAUCAAUAUAUUAAUCUUUUAUCUGACUUUCAUUAUGUUGCUCCAUUUGAUAAAAUGGCGAAAUUGUUAAUAGAAAAACACGUACCUACAUAUUUAUAUGUAUUAAAUACAACAGUGGAAGCAUUAAGAUUACCACAGUGGCGAAGUGUUCCUCACGAUACUGAACUUCUUUGGCUAACAGGAGCGCCGUUUAUGGAUGUUGAAUUUUUCCCUCAGAAGUGGAAUUUAAAGAGAGAUAUGUGGACAGACAAUGAUCGGAAUAUGAGUCAUUUUUUUAUGCAGACAUAUUCAAAUUUUGCAAAGUAUGGAAAUCCAACACCAUCGCAAAUUUUAGGAUUACAUUUUGAUGUUGCUAAGCCUGGUCAAUUACGAUAUUUAAAUAUCAAUACUACUUUUAAUAGUUCAAUUUUAUUGAACUAUAGACAAACUGAAAGUGCCUUUUGGUCUAUAUAUUUACCAACUGUUAUCGGUCGUUUAGUACCUACAUAUCCUCCAGUUACUGAAUAUUGGUGGGAACCAAAACAACCAUUGCAAAUUGCUUUUUGGUCAGUUUCCACUGCCUGUCUGUUAUUAAUCGUGCUUUCCGUAGUAUGUUGUAUGCUUUGGCGCAAUGCCAAAAGACAAUCUGACCACUACUAUAGCGGAGACAUCCUGAUGGUACGAGACGAUGAACCUUCGGAGGGAAUCGAGAAUAUAACUCGUACUUCAAAGGAAAAUAUUCAUGAAUAUCGUGAUAUGCCACCAAUCAAAUCUAGAAUACCGCGACAAAAUGAAAUAAAGCUUCAAGAACGAUUAGCACAUAAUCGAAAAUUCAGUUCGACUCCAUCGCUAAGAAGUAAUUCUAAUACUUCAUUGAAAGAUAUGCGUUCGGAAGGAUUUGUUACCAGUUCACCGAAUGGACAACCUAAAUUAAGCAAAGCUAUGAGUCAGUCUUCGUUACCCAAAAGUAAAAGCAAGACACAUUUAGUUCAAGGUAUCCCGCAAACAGCUGUAUAAUAUAUUUUUAAAAUAUUUUUUAUUACAGCUGUUUUAUUUAUUUUUCUAAAAAAAACUAUAACAAAUAAAAAUUAAAAACAAUAUGUGUUCAUGUAUAUACAAAAUGUUUUUUAAUAUUACCAUUUAUGAAAUAUUAAAAAACACUUUGUACAUAGAAAACUUGAAAGAUUGUCAUAUUAAUGAUUUAAGAUAAUGUUAUAAGAUUUUGCUAAACAUUUCAUCCGUCCAUAAUAAUAUUAAUAUAUUAAUAUAAUACUGUAUAUAUUGAUAGACAUGUUUUAUACUUUUUUAUGUUCAUUUUUAUCAUUACAAAAUAAUAUUAUUUCUUGUUAGGCCUUAUUGUUAUUGAAAGAUAAUUUAAUUCAAAAGAAUAUAUCUAUAUAUAUCAUAAUAGAUAUGAAAUUAUAGAAUACAUAUGCCACACAAUAUAGUAAUAUGUAUUAUGUAAUAAUAAAUAUUAAUAUAAUUAAAUUAAGAUAAAUUUAAUAAUUGUAUAAGUUUAAAAAGUAAAAUAUUUUGUUCUUUUUAUUACAAAAAUGAUAAGUAUAAUAUAUAUUAAUAAUAUAUAUAUAUAUAUAUUUAUAUGUACACUCUUAUACAUGUUUAUAGUAUUACUAGAAGUCAUAUGUAAUUUUUUAAAUCGAUCUCAUUAUUACCGCCGUUAAAUUUCGAUAUUAUAAAACUUUUAACAUAUUCUUAAUAUUCUACUAUAUCCAAUUAUAGAGAUAUAUGUUGAUAUAUAUAUAUUUAUAUAAAUAUAUAUAUGAAGAUAUAUUUAUAUAUAUUUAAAUCUAUAAGAUUUUUAUUUUCUAUGAGAAAUGUUAUUAAUAUGUACAAUUAUGAUCGCAUUUAAAUUAAAAAGUAUUUAAUUGCAUAUUAUUUUUAAAAAUAUCAUAUAUAGUUAGAUUAAUAUUUUUCCAAAUACAAAUACAAACAAUGUUCGAAUUUUUAAUAAUUAAAGUUAAAAUGCAGCAACAUUCAUGUCAUACAUUUUAUUCUCCAGAUAUUAAAAAUGUCUAUUAUAUAAUUCUACAAAUCAUGAUAACCAUAAAUAAUAUUCUAAUGUUUAAUGAAAGAUAAAAAAACAUGGGACCAAAACGUGUAACCGAACCAAAAGUAAGAUUUAAAGAAUAAAAAAUAUUUGUAUUCCUUUUUCUGUAACAUAAAUUAAAAUAAAUUUUUUAUAAAUA